AUGAAUACUAUUACAUACGCCGUUAGAAAUUUAAAGAGCUGCAUAACACAAGUGGAGAAUAUGCAUUCAAGUGGUGCAACUGAAUUUGACAUUGAUGUUCUAAAGUUUACAAGCAAUGUCAACAUAUCUAUCCCAGAUACUCUUAACACUAAGAGCAAUACUUUCGGCUCUCCGACAUCACAAUCUCCGAAAAUGCCUUCAUUUUCAAUCAAUUUAAGUAGUGAUGAUGGCGGAUCAAGUUCACGUCCUAUUGGAUCGAAGAAAGCAAAACUCAAAAGGAAGACUAAGGUAAUAAUAUGGCAGCUGAUACUUUGA
Messenger RNA from Eruca vesicaria subsp. sativa (arugula), 315 nucleotides. Lineage: Eukaryota; Viridiplantae; Streptophyta; Magnoliopsida; Brassicales; Brassicaceae. The record is from the annotation of a GenBank genome assembly.